AGCACAUUACGGUUAGGGUUAGGGCAAAAGCAUGGCAGCAGAUCGCGAGGCGGAGAUGAAGGGAUCGCAAGGCGCCGCUCCCCCGCCGCCCAGCGCCGCCGCCGCAGAGCCUGUGAUCGGGGUUCCCUACGCGUAUCCGCCCUCCGAGGGCGCGAUCCCGGCGAAUGGAGUGAUCUAUCCGCCUCUGGUGGCUCCGCAGCAAAUGCCGCCGCCUCACUACCAGGAGCAGCAGCAUUUCCUGGGAUCGGUGCCCCCGAAUGCGAUCGUCGGGCACCCGAAUGGGAUCCCGCUGCUGGAGACGGUGUUCGGCGACACUCCGGCUCCAUUUGUGUGCAGUCACUGUGGAACCGCGGGUGUGACGAGGAUCAAGUCCAAGAUCAGCUUGGCUACGUUUGUGGCGUGCUUGAUCUCGUGCGGAGUUUGCUUCCUGUGUCCUUCGUGCGAUUGUCUCUGGCACAAGGAACAUUUUUGUCCAAGCUGCAGUACCAAGGUUGCUGAAUUCACCAAGUCGGAUCCCUGUGCCGUGAUUGACCCAAUGCAAUGGUUGCAACCAAGUUACGCGAUUCCAGCAUAGACUCUGCUCCUCUGCUUUUUGGUGUGUAUACUUGUAUAGCUCUUAACUAAAGCGAAGGAGAAUAGUGCAGCCAAACCAGAUUACACUAGAUAAUCCAGACAAAUCCAGAUUUUCUUUCUAGAUAAUCCAGAUUAUCCACAGGAUUUUGUUUACUUUGAGGGGAUAACUCCCAACAACUGUUAGUUUGAGCUGGGGUUUUUGUUUAGAGUUUUCCUAAAAUUGGAGUUGCGUUUGUUAAA
Molecule: messenger RNA, 813 nt
Organism: Selaginella moellendorffii
Lineage: Eukaryota; Viridiplantae; Streptophyta; Lycopodiopsida; Selaginellales; Selaginellaceae
Product: GSH-induced LITAF domain protein
Exons: 3
Coding region: 32-574 (180 amino acids)
Molecular function (GO): zinc ion binding
Source: RefSeq, a predicted model, not a curated record